Messenger RNA from Oryzias melastigma (Indian medaka), 1557 nucleotides. Its product is annotated as norrin cystine knot growth factor NDP. The record is from RefSeq and is a predicted model, not a curated record. NCBI's taxonomy places the organism in Eukaryota, Metazoa, Chordata, Actinopteri, Beloniformes, Adrianichthyidae. The transcript is spliced from 3 exons. Gene Ontology annotation, biological process: Wnt signaling pathway. Bases 433 to 864 code for a protein of 143 amino acids.
ACGAGCGGAGCAUCCAGGCUGCUGGUGAUUUCCCUGUUGAGGAAGGAGAAGUGAGGCUGUGUGGGGGGGGCAGAGGAGAGGGAGGAGGUGAGACAGAGGGAGGAGAGAGCCGUGCUCAGACGACCAGAGUGUGUGUGUGAGAGGGGUAGAAACAGGAGGACCUGACUGGGAAACAAUAGAAGAACAAAUCCACCGUUGGGUCGAGGAUCUCCGCUCAAGAAAGUGAUGGAUUAACAAGGUGGGGAAUGGAGCCACCCUGCUGCCAAACUCCUGCCUGCAAGUUCUUGAGUUUAAACCUCUGCAGAAGAGGUGGGAACAAAGGCGAGUCUCAAGGAUCUGCGCUGUGAGAAACCCGUUUUAAGGAUCCGAGGUGUGAGACUUUGGUGCUGGCCGUCCUGUGAUCAGGAUCAGGAGCUUCUGGGUGUCCCGAUCAUGAAACCUGCCGUCUCAGUGGGUCCUCCCUCAGGCCUCCUGCUGGUCCUGAUGUGCUUCCCCCUGCUGGGCCUGGUCCAGUCUGCCAGCAGCAACAAGGCCAGAGACAAUGGACACCAGCAUCUGAGCGACCCCGACCCAGAGCGCUGCAUGAGGCACCACUUUGUGGAAACCAUCACGCACCCAAUUUACAAAUGCAACUCCAAGAUGGUGCUGCUGGCGCGCUGCGAGGGCCACUGCAGCCACACCACCCGCUCCGACCCCCUCAUCUCCUUCAGCUCCGUGCUCAAGCAGCCCUUCAAGAGCUCCUGCUCCUGCUGCCGGCCGCACACGUCCAAGUUGAAGGCGGUGAGGCUGCGCUGCUCCGGGGGGACUCGCAUCACGGCCACCUACAGAUACAUCCUGGCCUGCAACUGCGAGGAGUGCAGCUGAACGCACCCCCGACCAUCCAGACUCUCAAGCCUUUUUUUCUCCCAGUGACUUUGUCCCCAAACAUUUCCAGAGUGAUCAUUAGCUUCUGGGGAAUCCUGAUUUGCUUCCUAAGAUUGAGCGGCAGCUUUUGAGACAUACCAUCCAAAGGUCAGAUGCUGCUCCCACAAAGCGGAGCGGCACUCUGUAACUCCCUCUCUCACAGUACUAGUACUGGAGAUCAUAAUCUGCAUCAGGCUUCCAGCUCCAUCAAACACCCACCAUGCGUUUGACAACACAACAGCUCGCCUCAUUAGAAAGCGGCAUGGGAAAGGACCAGGGGGUCCGCGGGAGCCCAGGCAUAUGGUGGACUCAUACAAGACAUCUCACUCAGUCCCUGCUGACCCUCAUGUGGCUGUAAAACAUGACAGGAGAACGUAUUCCUGAACGACUGAGGAUGAUGUGGACUGUCGUUAAAGAUGUUUAUUUAAACUAUAUCUAUUGGAUGUCAUAGUAACUGCAGCUGCUUCCAUGCAGGACUGAUCUAACUGCUGCUGCUGUGUACUCUUGUUAAAACACAUCUACAGUAUUAUAUCCCUGUAAAACGUCGAGCUCUCGUGCCGUUCCUUCAGUCUGUGUCCUCCAGAAUAUGUUGUAAGUCUGUCUGAAAACUUGUCAGCACUGUGGUCCGUGUACAUUAAAUCUCUCAAACCACAA